Coturnix japonica (Japanese quail) is the source of this 1217-nucleotide messenger RNA. RefSeq names its product cysteine and glycine rich protein 3 (gene CSRP3). Gene Ontology annotation, molecular function: structural constituent of muscle; actinin binding. The record is from RefSeq and is a predicted model, not a curated record. Lineage: Eukaryota; Metazoa; Chordata; Aves; Galliformes; Phasianidae. Gene Ontology annotation, cellular component: cytoplasm; Z disc; nucleus. Gene Ontology annotation, biological process: sarcomere organization; muscle tissue development; cardiac muscle contraction.
UUUCCCCUCCCCUCCCUGCCUAUAGGGCCAGCAGCGGCAGCCCCUGCCUUUAAAGAGCACAGGAACCCCUCCAGUUCAAAUCCUUUGAGGCUUAAGAGAAGAGGGAGAAACACCAAGCCACACCGUUACCCUUCACAUAGGAAGAUGCCAAACUGGGGAGGUGGGGCCAAAUGCGGUGCCUGCGAAAAGACAGUGUACCACGCUGAGGAAAUCCAGUGCAAUGGAAGGAGUUUCCACAAGACCUGCUUCCUCUGCAUGGCUUGCAGGAAGGCUCUGGACAGCACCACAGUGGCAGCUCAUGAAUCUGAAAUCUACUGUAAGACUUGCUACGGGAGGAAAUACGGCCCCAAAGGUGUUGGAUUUGGACAAGGGGCUGGAUGUCUCAGCACUGACACUGGGGACCAUCUGGGCCUGAACCUGCAACAGGGAUCACCAAAGCCUGCUCGCCCUUCUACACCAACUAACCCUUCCAAGUUUGCCAAGAAGGUGGUUGAUGUGGAUAAAUGUCCCCGCUGUGGCAAAUCAGUGUACGCUGCAGAGAAGAUAAUGGGAGGAGGAAAACCUUGGCACAAAACAUGCUUCCGCUGUGCUAUCUGUGGAAAGAGUUUGGAAUCUACAAACGUUACAGACAAAGAUGGAGAGCUCUACUGUAAAGUUUGCUACGCAAAGAACUUUGGCCCCAAAGGAAUUGGUUUUGGUGGCCUCACUCAAGUGGAAAAGAAAGAAUGCGAGUGAAAAGAAGCGGAUGCAACAGAGUCAAUCUGCUGCUGAUGUCAGCAGAUAAUAGUUGUCAAGUAAAACAAAAGCCAUCACCUACAGCUUGUAACAUAGGGCGUUCGUGAGAUACUUUCCAUCUUGCAGGACAACUCUUAGAACAGCUUAAAAAAGGUACAGUGAUCAAGUCAGGUUCUUAUACUAGUAUUUACCACAGUUCAGACUUUAAAGAGUCUGUCCCAUUCGGACAGAGAUACCCUAUGAAUCACAAGGGUCAGAGUCUUUUGAUCUAGGCCAGUUUCCUCAUAGUGUUUUGAAGACUUCAACAUUAUUUCUAAGGCAGAGUAGAUAUUAUUCACUUUGACACAGUUUAGAAGUAUUUGAAAUUCCCUCUCUAAAAGGGAGAUCCUUCUGAAGAUAAAGCAAGUCUUCUUAGAAUAUAGAGUUUAAGUUUUGUUAUUGUACAUUUUCAAGCUACAAUAAAGUGCUCCUAUUGCUUCACA